GGCUCGGGGCGCUGCGGUGCGGCUCGGCUCGGCUCGGCUUGGCUCUGGUUCGCCCCCUUCGGCUUGGUUCCGUUCGGUUCGGCGCGCAUCAGCUCGGCUCGCGGUGGUUCAGAGUGGAUCGGUUCGGGUCGGAUUGGAUCGGAUCUAAGCGGAUCGGGUCGGACUAGAGCCCGGCACAGCUCGGCACAGCCCUUGGAGCGCGGAUCGCGGCGGGGAUGGCGGUGCCCGAGCCGGACGCGCGGCUGGCGCAGGAGAAGGAGGAGGAGAGCGAGGAGGAGAGCGAGGUGCUGGAGGAGAGUCCCUGCGGCCGCUGGCAGAAGCGCCGCGAGCAGGUGAACCAGGGGAACAUGCCUGGCAUCCAGAGCACCUUCCUGGCCAUGGACACCGAGGAGGGCGUGGAGGUGGUGUGGAAUGAGCUGCUCUUCACCGACAGGAAGGCCUUCAAAGCUCACGAGGAGAAGAUCCAGACCAUGUUUGAGCAGCUGGUGCUGGUGGAUCACCCCAACAUUGUCAAACUGCACAAGUACUGGCUGGAUGUCAGGGACAGCAAGGCUCGGGUGAUUUUCAUCACAGAGUACGUGUCCUCGGGGAGCCUCAAGCAGUUCCUCAAGAAAACCAAGAAGAACCACAAGGCCAUGAACGCCCGGGCCUGGAAGCGCUGGUGCACCCAAAUCCUCUCAGCUCUCAGUUUCCUGCACUCCUGUGACCCCCCCAUCAUCCACGGGAACCUGACCAGUGACACCGUGUUCAUCCAGCACAACGGGCUCGUCAAGAUCGGCUCCGUCUGGCACCGGGUGUUUGCCAACGCGCUCCCGGACGAUCUGCGCAGCCCCAUGAGGAUCGAGCGCGAGGAGCAGCGGAACCUGCACUUCUUCCCUCCGGAAUAUGGCCAGAAGGCAGACGGGACGGCCGUGGACAUCUUUUCCUUCGGGAUGUGCGCGCUGGAGAUGGCCGUGCUGGAGAUCCAGACCAACGGGGACACGCGGGUGUCGGAGGAGGCGAUCGCACGGGCCCGGCACUCCCUGGAUGACCCCAACAUGAGGGAGUUCAUCCUGUCCUGCCUGACCCUGAACCCCGACCGGCGCCCCAGCGCCAACAGCCUCCUGUUCCACCGCGUGCUCUUCGAGGUGCACUCGCUGAAGCUGCUGGCAGCUCACUGCUUCAUCAACCACCAGUAUCUGAUGCCCGAGAACGUGGUGGAGGAGAAGAUCAAGGAGCUGGACCUGAACAUGGUGAUGGCCGAGAUCCGCAGGGAGGGACGGCCCGGGGUGCAGUGGAGGUACUCCGAGGUUUCCUUCCUGGAGCUGGACAAGUUCUUGGAGGAUGUCAGGAAUGGGAUUUACCCCCUGAUGAACUUCGCCGCCUCCCGGCCCCAUGCGCUGCCCCGAGCCCUGUCCCAGCCCCCGGAGGACCCACAGAAAGCCAAAACCCCCACGCCAGAGCCCUUCGACGUGGAGACCAGGAAGGUGGUGCAGAUGCAGUGCAACAUGGAGCUGAAUGAGGACAAGAGCCAGUGGCACCUCACGCUCCUGCUGAUCCUGGAGGACAAGCUGCACCGCCAGCUCAGCUACGACCUGCUGCCCACUGACAACUCCAAGGAUUUGGCCACAGAGCUGGUGCAUUACGGGUUCAUCCACGAGGACGACUGUGAGAAGCUGGCCGCGUUCCUGGAGAGCGCCUUCCACAAGCACCGCUCCCAAGCCCUGUGAGCCCGGCCCAGGGGACUGAGGCACCCCGGGAGGACCCCAAAGGGCUCCCCGGCCCCAGCCAGCCCAGCAGGACCCACUGGGCCCACGGGGACUCGCCCAGGCCGUGCUCAGGGCUCGGCCAAGCCCAGGAGUUCAUCCUGGGACGUGCUCUGGUCCCUGCUCCGAGGGGAGCACCCUCAGCAGGGCCUUCCAGGGGGUUUGGGAGCUGCUGCAGGAGCCCCCAGCCGGAUCCAUGUCCCUCUGGGGAGGACCAGCCCCUCUCCUGCAGCUCCCACAGCUGAUUCCUGCCCCUUUGCCAUCUGGAGCGCUCCUUGCUGAGGGGAGGGAGAGGAAGAGCAGAGCCCCGUGGAGCUUCCCAUGUGUCACAUUCCGCCCUGGAGGCCGGAAUUCUCCAGGUCUGGGGUCUGCAGGGUGCUGCCUGUGCUCAGAGCCCUCCCCGUGAGCUGGACGUGAGAAGGAAUCCCUGACCCACCACCAGGAACGUCACUGAUGCUCCACAGAACCCUUGGCAUGGCCCAGCUCCCCCUGCAGCCUUCCACAAUCUCUCAGAGAGAGCCCUGGAGCUGUUCCUGCCCGGCCUGCAGAUGGGCACUGCCCCUGGCACCACCUCAGGGCUGCCCUUUGCCAGGGACACACGGGGAGAGAGCUGCAGACAGGAAUGUCCCUGUGCAAGGGCCGUGUGGGGCUGCUCCAGCUGGGCCAGGGAGAGCUGGCCCUGAAAUCCUGCUGCUCCAGCUGUGCCAGGCAAGCUGCUUUGAAAUCCUGCUCUGUGCUGGUGCUGCUCCUGCUCUGUGCCAUAGGAAACUGGCUCUGAAAUCCUGCUCUGCGCUGGUGCUGCUGUGCCAGGAAAGCUGCUCUGAAAUCCUGCUCUGCGCUGGUGCUGCUGUGCCAGGAAAGCUGCUCUGAAAUCCUGCUCUGUGCUGUGCUGCUGUGCCAGGAAAGCUGCUCUGAAAUCCUGCUCUGUGCUGUGCUGCUGAGCCAGGGAAAACGUGCUCUCAAAUCCUGCUCUGUGCUGUGCCAAUGCUGCUCCUGCUGCUGCGGGGAAAGCUGCUCUGAAAUCCUGCCCUGUGCUGGUACUGCUGCUGCUGUGCCAGGGAAAACCACCUCUGGCAUCUGUGCUGGUGCUGCUCCUGCUGUGCCAUCAGAAACAGGCUCUGGAAUCCUGCUCUGUGCUGUGCCAGUGUUGCUCCUGCUGUGCCAUAGGAAACUGGCUCUGACACCCUGGUCUGCGCUGUUCUGUGCCAGGGUUUGUGCCAGUGCUGCUCCUACCAGGGAAAUCUGCCCCUGGCACCCUGCUCUGUGCUGUCCUGUUCCCACUGUGGCAAGGAAAACUGGCUCUGGCAUCCUGCUCUAUGCUGGUGCUGCUCCUGCUGCUCCUGCUGUGCUGGGGAUAUCCAGCUCUGGCGCUGUCCUGGUGAUCUGCACCAUGCUGGUGCUCCAUGCCAGUGUGCUGUGCCAGUGCUGCUCCUGCUGUGCCAGGGAAAUCUGCCCUUGGCAUCCUGCUCUGUGCUGCCUUGUGCCAGUGCUGCUCCUGCUCUGCCGGAGGAAUCCAGCUCUGGCAUCCUGUGCUGUGCCAGUGCUCUGUGCUGCUCCUGCUGUGCAGGGGAAACUGCCCCUGGCACCCUGCUGGUGUUCUGUGCCAGUGCUGCUCCUGCUGUGCCAGGGAAAUCUGCCCCUGGCAGCCUGCUCUGUGCUGUGCUGUGUCAGUGCUCUGUGCUGCCCAUACUGUGCCAGGGAAAUCUGGCCCUGGCACCCUGUGCUGUGCUGGUGCUGGUCCUGCUCUGCCAGAAAAGUCCGGCUCUGGCAUCCUGUGCUGUGCCAGUGCUCUGUGAUGCUCCUGUUCUGCCAGAGGAAUCCAUCUCUGGCCUCCUGCUUUGUGCUGGUGCUGCUCCUGCUGUGCAGGAGAAAUUGCCUCUGGCAUCCUGUGCUGUGCCAGUGCUCUGUGCUGGUGCUGCUGCUGUGCCAGAGGAAUCCAGCUGUGGCAUCCUGUGCUGUGCCAGUGCUCUGUGCUGUCCUGGUGAUCUGCACCACACUGCUGUUCCAUGCCAGUGCUCUGUGCUGGUGCUGCUGCUGUGCCAGGGAAAUCUGCCCCUGGCACCCUGCUCUGUGCUGGUGCUGCUCCGUGCUGCUGCUGCUGUGCAGGGGAAACUGUCCCUGGCAUCCUGCUGGUGUUCUGUGCUGGUGCUGCUGCUGCUGGGCCAGGGAAAUCUGCCCCUGGCACCCUGCUCUGCACUGCUCCAUGCUGGUGCUGCUCCUGCUGUGCCAGAGAAAGCUGCUCUGAAAUCCUGCUCUGUGCUGUGCCAGGGAAAUCUGCUCUGAAAUCCUGCUCUAUGCUGUGCCAGUGCUCUGUGCUCCACCUGCUGUGCCAAGGAAAUCUGCCCCUGGCACCCUGCUCUGCACUGCUCCAUGCUGGUGCUGCUCGUGCUGUGCCAGGGAAAGCUGCUCUGGAACCCUGCUCUGUGCUGUGCCAGUGCUGCUGCUGCUGCUCCCCUGUGCCGUGGGAAGCUGCCCCUGGCACCCUGCUCCCUGCAGGAGCUCCGGGUGCCACCACCUGCCCUGCGCUGCUCCUGCUGCAGCUCUCCAGCUGCAUCCCACCGGGAUUUCACCCACGCUCAGCCAGCUCGGGAUGCACUCCCGGCUCAGGCUGCAUUCCCAGCUUGGGCUGCACUCCUGGCUUGGGCUGCACUCAACAGUGCUGCAUUCCCAGCCCUGCUCCAUCCCCAGCCCUGCUCCAUCCCCAGCAGUGCUCCAUCCCCAGCCCUGCUCCAUCCCCAGCAGCGCUGCAUUCCUGGCCCAGGCUCCAUUCCCAGCAGUGCUGCAUCCCCAGCAGUGCUGCAUCCCCAGCAGUGCUGCAUCCCCAGCCCUGCUGCAUCCCCAGCAGUGCUGCAUCCCCAGCAGUGCCAAUGUCCCACCUGACAAAUCAAUAAAGCCCAUCCCCACAAAUCAAUAAACCAUUCUCACUGUUCCAGCCUG
This is a messenger RNA of Zonotrichia leucophrys gambelii, 4682 nucleotides long. RefSeq names its product nuclear receptor binding protein 2 (gene NRBP2). Gene Ontology annotation, cellular component: cytoplasm; endomembrane system. The transcript has 18 exons. The coding region runs from base 216 to 1709 and encodes 497 amino acids. Gene Ontology annotation, biological process: protein phosphorylation; intracellular signal transduction. Gene Ontology annotation, molecular function: protein serine/threonine kinase activity; ATP binding. NCBI's taxonomy places the organism in Eukaryota, Metazoa, Chordata, Aves, Passeriformes, Passerellidae. The record is from RefSeq and is a predicted model, not a curated record.